Molecule: messenger RNA, 1045 nt
Organism: Sus scrofa (pig)
Lineage: Eukaryota; Metazoa; Chordata; Mammalia; Artiodactyla; Suidae
Product: interferon-inducible GTPase 5-like
Cellular component (GO): membrane
Molecular function (GO): GTPase activity; GTP binding
Source: RefSeq, a predicted model, not a curated record
UAGAAACUUCCAUAUGUCUCGGGUGUGGCCCUAAAAAGAAACAAAAAUGGCGCUCAGGGCGCCGGUGGGGGUGGGGUGGGUGGCAUCGUAUGACAUUCUCAGUGCUCUUCCUGCUGGUGUCUCACAUCCUUCGGGCAAGAGGAGGGAUGUAAGGAAGAGGGUGCUGCUCGGAGGGAAAAUACUCCCUUACCUGCCUGUCCUGUUCAGGGUCACCAAGUCCUGAAGGCGGAGGACCAGGGAUCAGGCAGCCCAUGGCCAGCGAAGCUUUCCCGUCAGGCCUCAGCCAGUCCAAGAUGCUGGAGCUCUUGGGGGACACCAGGGCUCUGAAGGAGGCCUUCGAGGCAGGGGACCUGCCAGCAGUAGCUGCCAUGUUACAGUCCACACUUCAUUCUUUGGAGAAUGUCCGGCUGGACAUUGGUGUCACCGGGGGGACGGGCUCAGGCAAGUCAACCUUUGUCAAUGCCAUCCGCGGGCUGGGGGAUGAGGACCCCACCUCAGCCUGCACGGGCGUGGUGGAAAUGACCAUGGCCCCCACGCCGUACCUGCACCCCAAGUACCCCAAUGUCAUCAUCUGGGACCUGCCGGGCAUAGGCGCCCCCGCCUUCCAGGCUGACAAAUAUGUCCAGCGGGUGCUGCUGGACCGGUACGACUUCCUCCUCCUCCUCACGUCCGAGAGCUUCACUGCCAACCACGCACGGCUGGCCCGCGAGAUCCUGCAGCAGGGCAAGCGUUUCUACUGCGUCCGCUCCAAGGUGGACGUGGACAUCGCCGCCUCCCGCAGCCGCCGCCCCAGCUCCUUCUCGGAAGAGAGGGUGCUCAGCCAGAUCCGCGACGACUGUGUACAGCGGCUGGAGGGUGAGGGGCAGGCUCUGGGGGGAGCUGGAUUCUGGAGGGACGGCCCGCCCCUUCCCCUGCAUCUUCCCGCGAGACCCGGGCUGGCGGGAGGGGCCCGCCCAGCGUCACGCAGGGUGAGGGAACGGGGUCUCAGGGUGCAGGUUGCUUACAGCUGCCAUUGCAGUCUCAGGUGACAGAGAACGGUCACUUG